UAUUUUAGCUAGAACGCGAAAGCGCCAAUUACGUGCAACGGCUGACGACAAGUCGGGGGAGACCGACGUCACCUAGUUGUUGUUGUGUUUGCACACACACACACGCGAACACCCCGCGAGGCCUAUAUUAGUCAUGCAUGCCAAAAACACUGGUGAAACUCGAACUCGUGUGAGUGUGUGAAUGUGAGUGCUGCGACAGGGCCAAGGGAAACCAAUUCUGACCAGGCCAGGCCCUUAGCCUUUACCCGUGCUCCUCGUACCCAGAUAAAGCGGAGCAGCCUUACGUAUACGCAAUAAACGUAAUAAAAACAAAACGGCAAAUUGUUGGGAAACCUGUUCCUCUCCUCUGCUCCGUCGCAGUAGCCGCUGCAACUUGCAGCCAACGUCGCAGUCGCAGUACCAUAAACAGCAUUCUGCAUAAAAAAAAGCUCGCGGCGGGAGACCAAAAUAAAUCUCGAGUGCGCCAAAAAAUAUAAAAAUAAAGUGUUAAGAUUAAGACAUAAGGGAACGCAGAAACCCAAAUAUGAAAUUCCUUAUGGCCCAACUUGUUUUGUGCAGUUAAAACCGCCCGAAAGGAAUUUUACCAUAUUUCUUUUAUGAUAAUCCCCCCUCCCCCACCUUUAUACGGUUUAUUAUUUGAUCUGUAGUACUGUGAAGAGGCGAGGCGAGCAAAUAAAUUAACACUAACGCAAAAUACAACAGAAAAGUAACACAAAACAACGUAAACAAGAGCAAAAAGAGGAAGAACAAACAGCAGGAGAAGCAGCAGCAAAAGAGGAGGCUGCAAAAAAAAAAACAAAUAAUUAAAAGUUUAAAUCAAAAAUGGCUGAAUCAACAACCACAUCACCGUCGGGGACGAGUGAAGAUGGCCAGAUCCAUGGCUAUAACAACAGUGAUAACGACUCUGGCGACUCGUGUCAUCUGAGGAUUGUGGUGCUCAGCGGCCAGUCGCUGGCCAAGAAGGACAUAUUCGGCGCCAGCGAUCCAUAUGUCCGAAUCGAUUUGAACACAAUCAAUGGUGAUAUUAAUAUUGACUCGGUUUUAACAAAAACAAAAAAGAAGACACUGAAUCCAUCCUGGAACGAAGAGUUUAUAUUCAGAGUGAAGCCCUCUGAGCAUAAGCUUGUCUUUCAAGUAUUCGACGAGAAUCGCCUGACACGCGACGACUUUCUGGGCAUGGUCGAGCUAACGCUGGUCAAUCUGCCCACAGAGCAGGAGGGCCGAACCAUUGGCGACCAAGGCUACACUCUGCGUCCGCGCAGGUCAGUAGGCAGCGCCAAAUCCCGCAUCAAAGGCAAUCUAAAGAUCUAUCACGCCUUCAUACGCGAGACGCGCGAACAGAGCGAGCCCUCGAGCAGCAACAGCGAUGGGGAAUGGGAGCAUGUGGAGGCCACCAAUGCCAGCGAAACGUCAGCGCAGCCGCAUCCGUUCCCUACUGGCGGCAAUGAUGCCUUGCCCGCUGGCUGGGAGGAGCGACAGGAUGCCAAUGGGCGCACAUACUAUGUGAAUCACACGGCAAGGACGACACAAUGGGACAGACCCACUGUUUUGAACAGCAACAACAGCCAGUCCGCUGAUCAGCUGGCCUCGGAUUUCCAGCGACGUUUUCACAUCAGCGUGGAUGAAACGGAGACGGGACGUUCGGCGAGAGCCAGGAACGCGGCCAGUGAAGAGGAGGAUCGGCAAAGGGCCAUCGAUGAGGAGAAUCAGACAGAGUCCGAGUCCGAACUGGUGCCAGUUGUUGAUCCACAGAAUAAUCAAUCGAAUUGUCUGCACUGCGGCGAGGCACAUGUUGAGGAUGAUGAGGAGAAUGUAGAUGUGGAUGUCGAUGCGGAUGCGGAGGAGCCUCCCAUUUCGGAUGCUGCGCCAAUCUGUGAUAUACUCGAUAGGAACUUGUACCUCAAACGAAUAUUUGAUGCCUCCAGUUGUAAUAGCUUAGAGGAUGAACAAACGCCAACAAACACACCAGAAGCGACCACACCAACCAGCACAAACUUACCGCCCAACACCACACCAACAAUCCCCAGCGAGAACAAUGGCCAUGGCAAUGACAAUAUUUUGAACCAUUCAGGGACAGACGAUACGCCACAGGAGACAACCAGUUUUGUUUACAAUUCCUUGCGACAUCGUGUCGCCGUUAGGCCACCCGAAAUCUCAGCCACCAGUUUGCAAAACGAUUUGCGUCCGGUGCGUCAGGCGCCCGAUGUACCAGACAUUGCCAUGACCACAAUCCUGACACGGCGGGCCAUCGACAACAUGGCCUACAAUCUGGGACGGCACGAGCAGGAGCCUAACCAGCAGCAGCAGCAGCGGCAGCGGCGACGUCAGCAAAUGCAGUUGCAUAUACAGCAGCACCAGCAGCGGCAACAGCAGCAGAACAGACAAUUGCCUGAAGUAGAUCUUCGCCAGCAAAGACGCCGCCAGCAACAGCAGCAUCAGCAGCUCCAAUUGCAUCUACAGCCACAUCCGCAUCUGAACGAAGACACCGAUCACACAGACAGCCACAAUUCCUCAGAGAUCUCAGCUCCGCCCACCCGACGCAAUUCCGAGGAAGACAAUGCGGCUGUGCCACCCCAGGACCAAAAUGCCGGUGGCGAGGAGGAGGCACUGCCACCGCGCUGGUCCAUGCAGGUAGCGCCCAAUGGCCGCACCUUCUUCAUUGACCAUGCCUCGCGUCGCACCACCUGGAUAGAUCCACGCAAUGGACGGGCCAGUCCCAUGCCAAACCAGACGCGUCGCGUCGAGGACGAUCUGGGACCCUUGCCAGAGGGCUGGGAGGAGCGUGUGCAUACGGAUGGACGUGUAUUCUACAUAGAUCACAAUACACGCACCACACAGUGGGAGGAUCCACGUUUGUCCAAUCCAAACAUUGCGGGACAAGCGGUGCCCUAUUCCAGGGACUACAAACAGAAAUACGAGUAUUUCAAGAGUCACAUUAGAAAGCCUACAAACGUACCAAAUAAACUUGAAAUACGCAUUCGCCGUACGUCCAUUCUGGAGGACUCGUACCGAAUCAUCAGUUCGGUGACAAAGACCGAUCUACUGAAGACUAAAUUGUGGGUGGAAUUCGAGGGAGAGACUGGUUUAGAUUACGGUGGCCUCGCCAGGGAGUGGUUCUAUUUACUAUCCAAAGAAAUGUUCAAUCCAUACUACGGACUCUUCGAGUACUCGGCGAUGGAUAACUACACAUUGCAGAUCAACAAUGGCAGCGGUUUGUGCAACGAGGAGCAUUUAAGUUACUUCAAAUUUAUUGGUCGCAUUGCGGGCAUGGCUGUAUAUCAUGGCAAGCUGCUGGAUGCCUUCUUCAUUCGUCCUUUCUACAAGAUGAUGCUGCAGAAGCCCAUCGACCUGAAGGACAUGGAGUCCGUGGACACGGAGUACUACAAUUCGCUGAUGUGGAUCAAGGAGAACGACCCGCGAAUCCUGGAGCUGACAUUCUGCCUGGACGAUGAUGUGCUGGGCCAGAAGAGCCAGCACGAUCUGAAGCCCGGUGGCGCCAACAUAGACGUAACCAAUGAGAACAAAGACGAGUACAUCAAGCUCGUUAUUGAAUGGCGCUUUGUGGCGCGCGUCAAAGAACAAAUGUCGUCCUUCCUCGACGGCUUUGGCUCGAUAAUUCCCCUGAAUCUGAUCAAGAUCUUCGACGAGCACGAGCUGGAGCUGCUGAUGUGCGGCAUCCAGAACAUCGAUGUCAAGGACUGGCGCGAGAAUACGCUCUACAAGGGCGACUACCACAUGAAUCACAUCAUUAUCCAAUGGUUCUGGCGCGCCGUUCUCUCCUUCUCCAACGAGAUGCGCUCUCGCCUCCUACAGUUCGUGACCGGCACCUCCCGCGUGCCCAUGAAUGGUUUCAAGGAGCUGUACGGCUCGAAUGGCCCACAGAUGUUUACCAUCGAGAAGUGGGGCACUCCCAACAAUUUUCCACGGGCCCACACCUGCUUUAAUCGCCUGGAUCUGCCGCCCUAUGAGGGUUAUCUGCAGCUCAAGGACAAGCUGAUCAAGGCCAUUGAGGGCAGCCAAGGAUUUGCGGGUGUUGAUUAAUAACACCGGAAACGGGAAUGAUGGCGAGUGGCUUUGGCAGGAGGUGCAGCAGCAGUUUCAGCAGCGCCAGGAAGAAGAGCAGCACCAGCAGCAGCAGCAGCAGGAACAACGACUUCACACUACAUCACAAGAACAACAACGACAGCAGAACAUCCGCAACCGCAACAGCAACCUCAUUGCAUUCACGUGGAACAGCACCGCCAGCAGAUCGUGUACUUAUUUGUUCGUUUGCUUUUGUAUUAUAAUCAUUUUUGCUAGUUUAGUGUUAUUUCGUACGUACUUUUAACUAGGCGCCAACACACACAUAGACAAACGGAGCAGACAAGCAGGGACGGAGACGUAGACGUAGAC
Drosophila obscura is the source of this 4392-nucleotide messenger RNA. It is a transcript of the gene Nedd4, whose product is annotated as E3 ubiquitin-protein ligase Nedd-4. The record is from RefSeq and is a predicted model, not a curated record. Lineage: Eukaryota; Metazoa; Arthropoda; Insecta; Diptera; Drosophilidae. Gene Ontology annotation, biological process: ubiquitin-dependent protein catabolic process; regulation of dendrite morphogenesis. Gene Ontology annotation, molecular function: ubiquitin protein ligase activity; protein binding; sodium channel inhibitor activity. The coding region runs from base 823 to 4041 and encodes 1072 amino acids. The transcript is spliced from 21 exons.